GGCAGUCUUUGAUUCCAGGGGAGCAAAUCAACACUUCCUGUUCCCUCUGCCUGGACCAAUUCCCCCUACUUUCUUCUCUGUGGCAUGAAGGAACACAUACCCCCUAUCAACACCCUCCUGCACUUUCAAGAAGCAAGUCAAAUGUCACCUUGUCAUCCAUGAUGGCUCCUGAUUCUCUCUUCUGAUUAUUGAGCUCUCUCUUUUUUCCUUUGGCUUAUUCUUCCAUUCCAACAAGUGCUUUCCACAGAUUAUGAACUCUUCCAUACCCCAAUUCACAUAGUACUUGCCUUGUACCCCAGUGCCUGGCACUGCUCCCAGACCAAAGCCUAGCUGAAAGGAAAAAAAUAAAAGGGUGAAUGCAUACUGCCUUAGCUUUUAAUUUGGACAUUAUUUCUUGAGUAGGAGUUUUAAAAAUUGCUUCAUUUUAAACCAAUGUUAGGUAAUACCUAACAUACCUGUGUAGGUAAUACCUGCACAAUAUGGAGCACCAGAAAUCAUAAAGAAUAAAGCAAAAAUAACCUGCAGUCUUGCUGCUCCAAGAUGGCUGCUGUUAUACACCUGUGGAUAUAAUUUUAGAAAAGUUGGCUGAAAUCUUUCCAUAUAAUUUUGUGUUCCAAUUUUGCACUUCCUUCUUACCAUGUCAGUAGAAGUCUUAGAAAUGUGAUUUUAAUGGCCACAUAAUAUUUGAUCCAUUCACGAAUGCAUUCCCUGACUCUGAACAAUUUCAAGUGUUUCGGGACUAUAAGAAAUGCUGCCACAUACUUCCUGGUGCAUAAUUCCCUGUUUGUGUCCCUUAAUCCCACAUGUAGCCUCCCUGACCAAUUUCUUCAGCUUGCAAUAGAAAUUAAGGUCAUCACUUCUUUAUGUCUUCAUUAUUUCUGCCCCACCUCACCUGUCACUUAUUAUCAGGGGUAUCCAGUCAUUCCUUCUUGGUGUCAAAGCACCCAGAAGCUCAUUCAGAGGGAUCAGCCAGUCCUCCUUUCCCCACCCAGGUGAAGAGAGAGAACCGGAAGUUGGACCCGUCCAUUGGCAUGAUUGUGUGAAUGACUAGCAAACAGUGCAGCUCCUGAAUCUCAGUCUUCUGUGAUCUGCUGUAGACCUUUUUGCUGCAGCAUUGAUGAUUGUGGCUCACAACCCUUUGGGGGCAACUCUUGCACCUUCCUAUGGCCUCAGGUUGCAGCUAUCCGAGCACAAAUUUACUUUAUUCUCCACUGAAGUCUGACUCUGGGCCAUGGUGACUACACCCACAGGGGCUUCCCGCUCCACUGUGUCAACCAAGAACACUAGCUCAUCUUUACCCUUCUACCUUUGACACCCUCUCUGAAUCCUUGGGGGGUCUGUCUUUUUAUAUGACAUGGACUUCAAUCUGGUUUGUUUCUAAGAUAUAGCUAUAUCUGUAAGAUAGAAUUCAAAUACGUGUAUAUGAAGAUGAUAAUAUUCUCAUACCUAGUGUUUUUAUUGAUUGAUCUGUAAGGCUUUAUAAUGAACAUUUCAACUAUCUUUCUAUCUAUUAAUAACUUCUACUUUUCGUAUUUGAUGUAAAGUUUUGGAGGCCAUAGAGGUUCAUGAAGGUUGUACCUUUAUUAUGGAUUGUAUCUUUUUGUAACAGAAAGAUCUUUUUGUUCUCUUUAAUCCUUUUAAUAUUAAUCAAAUACUCCUUAAGGUUAAUAUGAAAUCCCUAUCUCUACUUUUUCUUGGACUGUGUUGGCUUGUUCUCUUGGACUUUCUGAAAUAGUUGACUUGGAUGAAGGAUUCUUUCCCUGCUUGUCAGGUUGUUCUUUUUAUUUAUUUUUUCUUCUAGUACACGAGAAAAAAAUGGAAUACAAUACUUCACCUGAAAUUACUCAACUACGAAAGCCUCCAUCUCCUAUUCACUGUUAAAAAACAAAUAAAACUUUAUGAGUAUAAAAUUAAUACAUGUUUGAUGGGAGGCAAUAUUCCAUGGGUCUCUUGUUUUUCUGUACAUUUUGUGAGCAGUGACAGUGAGUGCUUCUCUUCUAUAUAAUCUCUUCAAGAAUGUUUCUAUAGUGAAUGGCCUUGGAAGAUGAAAAUGGUGCCUUUCCAGAGCAAAGGGAGGGUUUUUCACUGUCCACUCUAAUAAAUAUAAUGUUUUCUUCUGGGGAAACAUCAGGAAGGCUUAUUGCCAAUUACAAAGGUUUGAUUUUUUAAGGUUGGGGGUCCUCUCCUCUAAAUCGCCCACUAUGUAAACAGGUGCUGCCUGGCCUUAUUCAUGUCAUUCCGUGGGAACUGGGGCUUAGGGAACUGGUAUAAAUGCUGAUACGCUGGGUCCUAUUAUUCAUGUGAGUAAUGAAGUCCUUUGUCUCGGACCCAAGAGUUUUGUGUCUUCUGCCACUCUCCGUGAAAUUUGCAGACUAGCUUGUUAGCUUGUAAGCAGGGUAAAGUCUCAGACCCUUUAUAGUUCUUGACACUGCUUAUUGAAAAAAGUUUUUGGAAAAUGCAGAUGAUCAAGAAGAAAGAAAAAGUAUCAGAAAAACCUGAAUUCUGAAUAUUUUUGUUUCCCACUUCUUCAUUUAUCAUUUUAAUUAUGAUGAUGCUCUGACAACAAUAAGGAGGGCUGAGCCAUGUUGGCUGACCAGAGCACAUAUGCUCAACCACAAGGCUGUAUUGCAUAUUAUAUACUUUGAAAAUGUCACUUAGGGGUGCCUGGGUGGCUCAGUUAGUUAAGCAGCCAAAUCUUGAUUUCAGCUCAGGUCAUAUAGAGUACGAGUUGAUUAUCCACUCAUUCACUGAUGGAAUCAAUAUUCGUUUUCUGCUAAAAUUAACCACUAUUGCUGUUUCUUGUUUGCAAGCAAGAACCCAGAGUGAAACAUGCUGGAAUGUAACCAAUCGUCAGGAAAACACUCGAUCCCAGAAUUGGAACACCAUGAAGAUUUUCUCCAAUGAAUAUCUUCUUUCUCUAUGUUUAUUUCUUCAACCCUUCUCUGCUUCUCAGUCCAUCAGAUGGCAGUGGGCAGGCAGAAGAUGGUUGGAUCUAUACAUUCCAGCCAAGCCACAUAAUGAGAUGGAUUGGCUCUCCUUCAAUCCUAGUUCCAAAUACCCUGGUCCAAUCAGCUAUGGUGAAGGAAAGGGGCUAUGGAACAAAAAUGGCGUCUGGGGCCCCACAGUUAUUACUAUUUGGAUUAGGGGCUUCUGUUCAGGAAAAAGGUAAAACAAUGUAAGUUGGAUUGAAAUCCCAAAGGUAUCUGCCCCUGAGGCCUGGAGUUUGCAAAUGACAGCAUGCUGAGUUCUCCUGGAGACAACAUCCCUUAGAAUCAGGCUAUCCUUUAUCCAUGAUGCCAUGAUGGAUUAUGCUCAGCUCUGGAAUGUGCUCUCAACAUUCCCAUCUGCAAAAUGGAGAAGAUCAGGCAUCACUCAUCUUCUCUGAAGAUAAGUAGGCCUAAGAAAACCAGAGUUAUAUGGAAACGAAAGAAUAGCCCAGGGUCUUCAAAGAGGAAGUAAGAAGGACAGGGAUUUAAUAACUGAAUUUUCACACAUAUAUGUGCACAGGCCCAGAUCACUCAGGUCCAGGAGAAUUUUGUCUGGGACUUGUCUCCAUCAAGCUGGCUUCAUUUCUAGUAUCUUCCAUGUUCUGUCUCAAGGGUUACCAAUAAAACCUGAGAUAGUAUUCUUUGUCAUUACUGUUUCGUCCAAAGGGCCAAAAGUUGGCAAGACAAUCAUUCUUUUCUCCUCUCUAAUGAGGCUCUCAGGGAAUCUGGUCCCAGUGGAUGUGAAGCUCCUGUAAAUGCUUGCUCUGUGAUUGCCCCAAACAUCUUUCCCAAACAGAGGACUAAGACCAUGAACCCCCUGCUCUUCAGUCACUCAGUACCUACCUCUGUUUGCAAGACAGUCCAAUCCCUACAAUGAAGAGAGGUGUCGACCAGUUAUGCAGAGGUGAAUAACACAUGGCAGCAAUAGCCCCAAACUCCCUCAGGUAAGAUGACAGCAAUAGAGACAUUGGUUUCUAUCAAGAUAGAAAUUUUUCUUUUUUUUUUUUAGAAACUUCCUCUGCUCUAUCUUCCAAAUAGAGGAAGUUAAUGCCAGGAGUGGCAUCAUAUGUUACUUAGGAAGAACCCAGUAAUAAUCAGUUUUUUUCUCUCAUCUCUUUAUGAACUAUAUAGGAGUUGAGUGGGUCAGGGGGAGAACUAGGAAAUGUAAGCAGAGACACAUAGAGUCAGGUGUGUGGAUAUCUGUCUCUUUUUAAGUGUUAAUGUUUCUGUUUCUUUUUAUGUUUAUUUAUUUUUGAGAGAGAGAGAGAAAGAGAGACAGAGAGAAUGCCCAAGACAGGGACAGACAGAGAGGGAGACACAGAAUCCACAGCAGGCUCCAGGUUCUGAGCUCUCAGCACAGAGUCUAAGUCAGGACUCAAACUCAGGAGCUGUGAGAUCAUGACCUGACCCAGAGUGGGACGCUUAACUGACUGAGCCACCCAGGCACCCCUACUGUGUGUUUCUCAAUACAAAGUAAGGAUUAGUGAAUCCAGUAGGAAAAACAUCAGAACUCUGUUCGGAAGUUGGGAGUAUGGUUUGGACGGACACAUCCUCUUAGCGAUUCUAUGAACUGAUUUGCAAAUGUGAUCGUGCCUGGAGUCUGAUUUGUUAACGAUCCCUGUAUAGGUAUCUGAUUUCACUGCUGUCUAUUUAUCUGAGUCCAGCCCCAUGAGAGGAGCAAACCAGUCGAGUGUCUCCGAGUUCCUCCUCCUCGGGCUCUCCAGGCAGCCCCAGCAGCAGCAGGCCCUCUUUGCGCUCUUCCUGAGCAUGUACCUGGCCACGGUCCUGGGAAACCUGCUCAUCCUCCUGGCCAUCUGCAUGGACCCCCGCCUGCACAUCCCCAUGUACUUCCUCCUCAGCCACCUGUCCUGUGUGGACAUCUGCUUCUCCACGACCACCGUCCCCAAGAUGCUGGCCAACCACAUCCUUGGGACUCAGGCCAUCUCCUUCUCUGGGUGUCUCACACAGAUGUAUUUUCUCUUUGAGCUUGCCGACAUGGACAAUUUCCUCCUGGCUGUGAUGGCCUAUGACCGCUUUGUUGCCAUAUGUCACCCCUUACACUACUCGACAAAGAUGACCCACCAGCUCUGUGCCCUGCUGGUUGCUGGGUCAUGGGUCAUUGCCAACCUGAAUGCUCUACUGCAUACCCUGCUGAUGGCUCGACUCUCGUUCUGUGCAGACAAUGCCAUCCCCCACUUCUUCUGUGAUGUGACUCCCCUCCUGAAACUGUCCUGCUCUGACACCCACCUCAAUGAGGUGAUGAUUCUGACUGAGGGUUCUCUGAUCAUGAUCUCUCCAUUUAUUUGCAUCCUGGCUUCGUAUGUCCAUAUUACCUGCGCUGUCCUGAGAGUCUCGUCCACGAAGGGAAGAUGGAAAGCCUUCUCCACCUGUGGCUCGCACCUGGCCGUGGUUUCCCUCUUCUAUGGCACCAUCAUUGCUGUGUAUUUCAACCCUUUGUCCUCACACUCUUCUGAGAAGGACACAGCAGCUACUGUGAUGUAUACCGUGGUGACCCCCAUGCUGAACCCCUUCAUCUACAGCCUGAGGAACAGGGACUUGAAGGGGGCCCUACGAAAAAUGGUGGACAGGAAGACAUGCUCUUAGUGAUGACAGUAGAAUGGACCUAUCAUUCCCAGCAUUUUAAUCUUUGCCAAUUCACUGAAUGUAGUAAUCAAAGCGUUUGCAAGGAACUUAGAAUACUCUCAGUACACAGUUAUGAAUGAACUCAGACUUAAGGACAACCCUGUUCCUUUAAAUAGGUAAUUUUAUUUGUUUCUAAUUAUUGUAUUUCAUAUUGCUUUGCCUAAGGACAAGUUUUUCCUUUCUGGGUGAUCAUGCUAAAAAGUUGCAUGUAAUAAUUUUUCCCCACUUCCUUUUUUGGAAAUGCUCUCAGAAUAAGGCAGUGUUUUUUCAAUCUUGGAUACAUGAUAGUAUCACUUGGGGAGCUUUGAUAGCGUACAUACACAUGUUGGACCCAACUUUGACCAAUUAAAUCUUAUUUUCUGGAGUGGGAUCCAGGCAUUGGUAUUUUUUCCCCUUUUAAUGUCUGCAGGAGGUUCUAGUGUAAUUUUCUGAGUUGACCAUCAUGCUGCUUUGGAGUUACUGUAUGAUUGCUCAUUAUCAAGAGUGAACCUUGGCGUGUCUCAGUCGGUUCAGCAUCCAACU
Messenger RNA from Acinonyx jubatus (cheetah), 6152 nucleotides. RefSeq names its product olfactory receptor 1F1-like. Gene Ontology annotation, biological process: G protein-coupled receptor signaling pathway. Gene Ontology annotation, molecular function: olfactory receptor activity; G protein-coupled receptor activity. NCBI's taxonomy places the organism in Eukaryota, Metazoa, Chordata, Mammalia, Carnivora, Felidae. Gene Ontology annotation, cellular component: membrane. The transcript has a single exon. The record is from RefSeq and is a predicted model, not a curated record. The coding region runs from base 4656 to 5591 and encodes 311 amino acids.